UUCUCACACCUGCACACACAAACUCUGAAACUCGUACACCACUGCAGUACGAAAACACUCACGUAGCAGCGAUAUGGCACUGGCACGUACCGCCUCGUCCUCGUUGCUGCUUCUCUUGGUGCUCUCGUGCUGGUGCGGCGCCACGACGGCGCGCCCGGCGCCGACCUCUGACGCCGCGGGCACGGGCGCGGGCGCGGGCGCGGGCUUCGUCAAGUCGUGGUGCGCGGGGACGGAGUACCCAGCGCUAUGCGACGCGACGCUGGCCUCGUACGCGGCGGAGGUGGGCACCAGCGCGGCGCGCCUGUCGUGGGCCGCGCUGACGGUGACGCUCGACGGCGCGCGUGACGCGACGGCCGCGAUGAAGGGGAUGGCGGCGGCGGGCCACCUGGCGCCCGUGGCGGCCGAGGCGGCGCGGGACUGCGUGAGCAUGCUCGGGGACGCCGUGGACAUGCUGCGACAGUCGGUGGAAACCAUGGCGCGCCUCGGCGAGGAGGAGGAGGAGAAGCAGCAAGGGCAGCCGGGGAGCAGCAGCAGGAGGAACGUGAGGUUCCAGGUGGACAGCGUGCAGACGUGGGCGAGCGCGGCGCUGACGGACGACGACAUGUGCAUGGAAGGGUUCAAGGGCGAGGCCGCGGUGGUGAGGGAGGCCGUGCGGGGGCACGUCGUCGGCGUCGCGCACCUCACGGCCGACGCGCUUGCCAUUGUCAACGCCAUGGGCAAGUCCAUGGGAGUCGAUAUAUGCCGCGGUUCUUGCAAAUCCACACCGACGCCGCCGCCUGCUACUGCCCCAUAGAAACACCGAAAGCUCCACAUCGAGCAAAAAGAAAAAUGGUUUCAAUCAUCCAUAGAUGUCAUAUGUCAUAAGUGUUGUAGCUUUGCUAAAAAAAGGACCGGCCCUAGUAGCUAAAUAAAGUUUUCGACACAUGUCUAGACAGAUAUCUGUAUAAAAAAAAUCAAUCACUACUAUAAAAUUUUUUUCGUAACAACAUUUUCAUCAAUAUAUAGUUCAGUAAAAAAACAUUUAUGAUAAUA
Sorghum bicolor (sorghum) is the source of this 1032-nucleotide messenger RNA. RefSeq names its product 21 kDa protein. Lineage: Eukaryota; Viridiplantae; Streptophyta; Magnoliopsida; Poales; Poaceae. The transcript has a single exon. Bases 74 to 793 code for a protein of 239 amino acids. Gene Ontology annotation, molecular function: enzyme inhibitor activity. Gene Ontology annotation, biological process: negative regulation of catalytic activity. The record is from RefSeq and is a predicted model, not a curated record.